Messenger RNA from Nothobranchius furzeri (turquoise killifish), 4113 nucleotides. Its product is annotated as protein PHTF2. Lineage: Eukaryota; Metazoa; Chordata; Actinopteri; Cyprinodontiformes; Nothobranchiidae. The record is from RefSeq and is a predicted model, not a curated record. Gene Ontology annotation, cellular component: endoplasmic reticulum.
UUUUUUUUACACUGACUAGCGACUUGGAAAGGAAAAAUAUUUUAACAUUACCGUGCAGGCGUUCAGCGCCUAUUCCGAUACAAUGAGCAAAGCUGGCGGGCCAUUACACUUUAAAUGGCCCUACUAUAGCGUAGUUUACUAGUGCAAGGAGACGCAGGGUAGCUGCUGCAGUGAAAGGAGAUCCUGCCGUAAUUUGGUUAAGACAAAACCGCAGUCAGCUAGAAGACCAGACCAGAGUCUAAGAUGCCCUGAGUGGGAGAAGAGAAAUGUAAAUGGCUUCCAAAGUAAAAGAUGCUGUGGUGUGGUACCAGAAAAAGAUUGGCGCCUAUGACCAGCAGAUAUGGGAGAAAUCGGUGGAGCAAAGAGAAAUUAAGGGCUUGAGGAACAAGCCAAAGAAGACGGGACAUGUCAAACCAGAUCUUAUAGACGUGGACCUGGUCAGAGGUUCAGCAUUUGCUAAGGCCAAACCAGAGAGUCCGUGGACGUCGUUGACCAGGAAGGGCAUCGUCAGAGUCGUCUUCUUCCCGUUUUUUUAUCGAUGGUGGAUCCAGGUCACCUCCAGAGGCAUCUUCCUCCUCCUGCUGUCUCUCUAUCUGCUGCAGGUGGCAGCAGCAGUCCUGUACGUGACCAUCCCUCAGCCUCAUGGGAUACCAGCUACAGAGGUGUUUGAAGCCAUCUGGCUCAUGCUGCUGCUGGGAACCGUCCACUGUCAGAUCGUCUCCACCAGAACCCCCAAACCCUCCUCCAGCAGCGGGGGGAAGAGACGCAGGAAGUUGAGGAAGGCAUCUCAGAUGGAGGUGCAUAGGGAAGGAGACGGGUCUAGUACUACCGAUAACACACAGGAGGGGGCGCCGCACUCUCACUCAGCCAGCUCCACUUACAGCCUGGGUGCUUUCUUCCAAGAUUUCUGGCAUGAUAUCUGUAAAGCUGGAUCUAAGAAGUCCAAGCUUUCCAUCGAUAAAUCAACAGAGACGGACAACGGCUACGUGUCUCUGGACGGCCGCGUGACCAAUCGCAGCAGCGAGGAGGGACUCCAGCUGCACGAGCAGCGGUGCGAGGCCCUGAACCGAGGAGAUGAAAUGUGCUGGAGCCCACACAUCCAGCCCCCCCACAUCCACACAGCCCGCAGCUCAGGGCUGCUCCUGCCCACUAGCAACAAGGGGCCGGCCUCAGAUGAGGCAUCGAGCGAGGAGGACCCUGAGUCGUCCUACAGCGCCCUCCGCAGAGGAGCGGAAAGAAGGAACAGCGACUGCACGCUCAGAAACCGCAAGAGUACUCACCAUUACAAGAAGCACUACCACGUGGAGGACAUCCCAAAAUCUGGAACCAGCUGCAGCUCCAGAUGUUCCAGUCAGAGAACUCAGGACUCUGAGAGCACUCGUCACGAGUCUGAAACAGAGGACUUGAUGUGGGAGGACUUCCUGCACUGCGCCGAGUGCAGAUCAUCCUGCACCUCAGAGACGGAGGGAGAAGGAGGAGGAACGUCUGUAUGUCCUCCUGGUAAAAAGGAAUACAGAGAUGACCCGUUCCACCAGAGUCACGUUCCCUGGCUGCACAGCUCCAACCCUGGCUUGGAGAGGGUGAGCGCCAUCGUGUGGGAGGGGAAUGAGUGUAAGAAGGCAGACAUGUCUGUGCUGGAGAUCAGUGGAAUGAUCAUGAAUAAAGUGAAUCUUUACACUCCGGGUAUUGGGUACCAGGUCUUUGGGAACCUGGUUUCAGUGGCACUAGGACUUACACCCUUCAUAUACAGGCUGGCUCAGCAUCGUGACCUGGAUCAGCUGACCACUCUCUCAGCAAAUGAGAUGUUGUCUGUAGCUCUGGGGGGUGGGUGUGGCUCGGAUUUCUUGGUGAUUACCAUGGUAACGCUCAGCUUCCUGGUGCGCGCUUGCCUUAUAUGGCUCUUCUUCUUCCUGCUCAGUGUGGCGGAGCGGACCUACAAACAGAGGCUGCUGUUCGCCAAACUGUUUGGUCACCUGACUUCAGCCCGCAGAGCCAGGAAGUCUGAAGUUCCACAUUUUAGACUGAAGAAAGUUCAGAACAUCAAGAUGUGGCUCUCGCUACGCUCCUACCUCAAGAGACGGGGUCCUCAGCGGUCAGUGGAUGUCAUCGUUUCAUCGGCCUUCCUCCUGACGCUGUCAGUUGUCUUCAUCUGCUGUGCUCAGCUUCUUCACGUCCAUGAAACGUUCCUGGAGUACCACUACAACUGGGAGUUGGUGAUCUGGUGCUCCAGUCUGUCUCUGUUCCUGCUCAGGUUCGUCACUCUGGGCUCAGAGACCAGCAAGAAGUACAGCAACACCUCCAUACUGCUCACCGAACAGAUCAACUUAUAUCUGAAGAUGGAGAAGAAGCCCAACAAGAAAGAGGAGUUGACUCUGGUCAACAACGUUUUAAAACUGGCCACCAAAUUACUCAAGGAGUUGGACACUCCGUUCAGGUUGUAUGGUUUGACCAUGAAUCCUCUCCUCUACAAUAUCACACAAGUGGUCAUCUUGUCUGCUGUAUCAGGAGUCAUAUCUGACCUGCUUGGGUUCAAUCUGAAGCUGUGGAAGAUCAAAUCAUGACAUGAAGGUCAAACUCAAUCCUCACAAAGACUGUCGACACAUCCGAGUGCCCUGACCUUCAACGUUUCCACUUUGUGCAAUUCACAAACAGUUUACCCACUCAGUGUUUUUACUUAGGGUUUAUUUGAAUUCUAGGUCUCUUGGUUUUUUACAGAAACUUCUGUAAGUUAGUAUUAUUGACAUAAAUUAUGGUUUAUGUUCUGAAUGGCUUUUGAGACUUUUCUUUAAUUUCACCUCGUGUGAAGGCUGUUUCAGGGCAACAGUUAUUUUAGGUAAUUUCCUAAACUUUUAAAGCUGUUUUUUUUUAUUGUUUCUGACAAAAAUGUUGGAACGGGUCAAGUAAAAUUUCAUUUUUUGCAGUCCUGUGCUGAAGGGGAUUUACGUUAAACGUUUAAACAUAUGCUGUUGGAUUUCCCCUGAUCUACCAGCUUUCACGUGUUCAUACCUGAUGAUCACUGUCCUGCAGGUCCGGUUCUGUAAAGUACUUCCUGGGCUUGUUCUCUCUCUCUCAGCACUGAAACCACAGAGUCACACAGUCGAUUCCGAUUUCUUUAACGGGUGUAAACUCUUCAGUCCGUCAUCCUCACGUCAGUUUCAGCAAUACUUGUAGAACGUUUGUUUACUUUACAGAGCUGACGUGGCUCAGAAGGAGGAUCUGAUUCUGCUUUAUUUUAUCUUAAAUGACAAACGUCAGCUUCUCCAGUUAAGUCACUCAGAAUAAAACAUGAAAACACAACUCCAAACCUUCAGAUAGAAACCAUCUAUGUGCUGUUCUGGGUUUAGCUCACCUUACUGGGUUUAAUUUCAUACUUAAAGAUCCCUCACAUACGUUCUGUCACACAGAAGCUUUGUUUCAAAUCACCUCCAUCCAUCACAAGUCUGUAUGCGAAUCAUGAUAUGCACUUUAAAAACAGACUAUGCGGAACAAAAGGUUACAUCGUCUCAUGUUUCUGUACCUCUGUGUGUGUGUGUGUGUGUGUGACAUUAAAGCGAACGCUCACGCAGAACUUCGUUACAUUAACAUUUCACAUCACUUUAAAGUUAGUCCUACAUGGUACGUGAAGUGCUUACAGAAAAUGUAUAUUGCACAAUGUGAUCAGAACACUGACAUUGGUGAAUACUUCAGCAGAUGAGGUAGCAUUCAGAAAAGGAGCUUCAUAAAAAAGAAACGCUUGUGUAAUCAGUUACGUGUUUGAGCAGGAAGACCAAAGUGCUUAUUUAAAUUUUGUUUAUUCUGGGAUAAAGAAUGUAUUUAUAGAGACUUGCUCUAAAAUCUCUCUUCAGAAAUCCUGUAGUUUGUAUUUUUAUUUUGUUACUGUGCUUUUUGUCCUUUCGUUAGUUACGGCGGUUUUUUCCUCAUGCCUACUAGAAGACAGAGGCGCCGUUUGCUGUGUUUAUAAGCAACAAAAUGUUACGACGUAUAAAAGUGAACUUAGAGAAAGGCUUGUGUUGUGAUGCUGUUUUUUUGUUUGUUUGUUUUUGAUUGUUUAGUUAACUGGUCUGUCCAUGAGGUCUACACUUUUAUAAGAAAAAUUAAACAUUUGAAUUUUGA